CCAAACCCCUAAAAAAUGCAACAAUCCAAGGCAGGCCUCAGGGCGCAUCCCAGCGGUGACCCAACAGAGGGCGGCCACACCCCCAGGGAGAGGCCGGGUGGGGACCGUUGGACGCAGCUCUCCCAGUCCAACUCCUCGGGGCAGAGUUCCCACCGACGCUGCCCUCCAGGCCACCCGAUCCUCGAGCCAGCUGGCCCCACGGAUCCUCGGAAGGGCAAGGGGGCGGCCACGGGACGGCGGGACGGUCGUCGGAGGGCGCCCUCCACGCCGAAGCCGCCUUCCAAAGCCCCCAACAUGGCCCGGGGAGGCGGGCAGGGCUGGAGUUCCGGGGAGUCGGACGGGCCGCCAGAGGAGCAGGGGGCCGAGGACAGCGGAGACAAGAUGGUGAAGGAGACCCAGUACUAUGACAUCCUGGGGGUGAAGCCCAGCGCCUCCCCGGAGGAGAUCAAGAAGGCCUACCGCAAGCUGGCGCUCAAGUACCACCCGGACAAGAACCCGGAUGAGGGCGAGAAGUUUAAACUCAUAUCUCAGGCAUAUGAAGUACUUUCAGAUCCAAAGAAAAGGGACGUUUAUGACCAGGGCGGUGAACAGGCAAUUAAGGAAGGCGGCUCAGGCAGCCCCAGCUUCUCCUCACCCAUGGACAUCUUUGACAUGUUCUUUGGUGGCGGAGGACGGAUGGCGAGAGAGAGAAGAGGCAAGAAUGUUGUACAUCAGUUGUCUGUAACUCUUGAAGAUUUAUAUAAUGGAGUCACAAAGAAAUUGGCCCUCCAGAAAAAUGUAAUUUGUGAGAAAUGUGAAGGUGUUGGUGGGAAGAAGGGAUCUGUAGAGAAGUGCCCACUGUGCAAGGGGCGAGGGAUGCAGAUUCACAUCCAGCAGAUCGGACCAGGCAUGGUGCAGCAGAUCCAGACCAUGUGCAUUGAGUGCAAGGGCCAGGGCGAGCGCAUCAACCCCAAGGACCGCUGUGAGAGCUGCAGCGGCACCAAGGUGAUCCGAGAAAAGAAGAUUAUCGAAGUGCAUGUGGAGAAAGGUAUGAAAGAUGGGCAAAAGAUACUAUUUCAUGGAGAAGGAGAUCAGGAGCCUGAGCUGGAGCCUGGUGAUGUCAUAAUUGUGCUUGAUCAGAAGGAUCAUAGUGUCUUUCAGAGACGAGGCCAUGACUUGAUCAUGAAAAUGAAAAUUCAGCUUUCUGAAGCCCUUUGUGGCUUCAAGAAGACGAUAAAAACGCUGGAUGAUCGAAUCCUUGUUAUUACGUCCAAAGCAGGUGAGGUGAUAAAGCACGGGGACCUGAAAUGUGUGCGAAAUGAAGGAAUGCCUAUCUACAAAGCACCUCUGGAGAAAGGAAUUCUGAUCAUACAGUUUUUAGUAAUCUUUCCUGAGAAACACUGGCUUUCUCCAGACAAGCUUCCUCAGCUGGAAGCUUUACUCCCCCCUCGACAGAAGGUGAGAAUUACAGAUGACAUGGAUCAGGUGGAGCUGACAGAGUUCAAUCCCAGUGAGCAGAACUGGCGCCAGCACAGGGAGGCCUAUGAGGAGGACGAUGAUGGGCCCCGGGCCGGAGUGCAGUGCCAGACGGCGUGAUGUUCCCAGUGCAGCGGGACCCAGCUGGACUAGCACACGAUGAAUGUAAAGUUGGCACAAUGAAAAUGGCAUCGCUUUAAUGGCCUCGUGUUUGGGGUGUCCUGUGUAUGUGUUCAGCAUUCUCAAUUGCUGAGUAUCUUUUUGGUUUUCUUUUUCUUUUGGUUGUAAGUUAAGCUUAAUUUAUACUUAAAUGUUUUAAGUGUAAAUCACCUCUAGUCUGCAUAUGGAAUCUUUUUAUUUAAAUUUUCGGGAUACUUUUGAGAUGCCAGUGACUGCACUGACACUUUGUGCUUCUAGUGGCUUUGCCAUAAUUCAGUUCCACCGAUAAAGCACAGCCCAGAUAGCAGCACUCAGCCCCCUAGCAAACCUCCAGGCACCAAGUGGGCAUCCUGGCCCAUCUCUAGCUCUCUGCUUUCUCUCCCCUCCGUUCCUCCCAUGGCAGAGUUACUGAGGGCAUGAUCUCAGGGCUGCUGAUGUGACACUUCUGAAUCUAGAUUCUAGAUGAUCCUCCUCAAGAAUAAAAGCACAUCUGUGGAUUGGACUUGGCUGCAGUGCCUGGUUCACUGUUCUGUGCCCUUGAGUGGUUGGAAUGGGGUGUGAGUGUGUCUGAUCAUCUCUCUUGGAAGCUUCCUGAACCUUCCAAGCUUUAUGGCGAGGACAAACCAGUGUUUUCAAUGAAAUGCCAACAUAACUAUUUGCCUGUAACCCUGUACCUUGCUCUUUGUGGUUUUAAUGAUUUUCUGUUGACAACCUCUGCAGUGCUCUCCCACCAAAGUGCUUGCUUGUAAAGAAAACUGUGUCCCCAGCAGCCUCAGUGCAGCAACAUAAGUCAUGGGAGGAUGCUGGUGGUUUGGCCUCACGGCACAGCCAACUUCCUGCCUGACCAGUGAUCCCAGGCGACUUGAGGGCCUGGAAAGGCAUAGAACUUCUCAGUGUUUUCCACCUCAUUCUCGCAGGUUCAACUCCCUUCCAAAGGAUUGUUCCUCUCGUUGCACAGCUAUAUUACAAAGGCCUUGCUGCUCAGGUGAUAAUGUUUUGGUGAGAAUUGUACUGACAGAGCUCCACUAUAGAUCACAGUCUAUGGACUACCACUGUAAAUGAUAGCGCGUAUGGAGGGAUAUUAGUCAUUAUUCUACUCGUGGCAGGUAGACUACAAUUUAAACUUAGGGUUACCUCAACUUUUAGCUAUUACUGCUCCUUUUCUUCCAAGACAGUCAUGAAGAAAAACUGCUACCUUCUAAGCUGCUGAAUUAAAGCAGGGGCCACCUGUCAGAUCCAUCCUUAUUUGGUUGUAGAACCUGAGAGUCUGACUCAGACCAGGGACCUCCCCUAGGAGGGUGGAGGGUCAAAGGACAGAUCAGACCCACGGCAGGUAGGGUACGCCUUCUGGUGGACCAGCCUCCAGCAGAACAUUGCUGGCUAGUGGGUGGGCAGAAUUUGCUCAAGAUAGGUGUAGAAAGAGCCCACCUUUGACCAUUGGUCAGGAUAGACAUAAAACCUAUUCUUCCAGCUAAGCCUAUGUGAAAAUCAAUUUACAAAUGGACCACGACUCCAGGGUGUUUUGUUUCUUUGCUGUGACUUUCUAAUAAAUUAUUGCUAGAGAACUGCUCUGUAGUUGAUGAUGGGGCAAAAUUACAUUCAGUUCCUUGUCAUGUAAAUGGAAUUUGGGGGGGUGUUGCUUAAAAUUUAUUCCACCUGUACAUUUGUCAAUUGAAAAUUAAAACUGAGCUGGAAUGAGAGAAAAA
Molecule: messenger RNA, 3320 nt
Organism: Equus quagga
Lineage: Eukaryota; Metazoa; Chordata; Mammalia; Perissodactyla; Equidae
Gene: DNAJA4
Product: DnaJ heat shock protein family (Hsp40) member A4
Exons: 8
Coding region: 16-1575 (519 amino acids)
Biological process (GO): protein refolding; response to heat
Cellular component (GO): cytoplasm; cytosol
Molecular function (GO): Hsp70 protein binding; ATP binding
Source: RefSeq, a predicted model, not a curated record